GCGUUUUUGUAUAUCGGUCAGUUGAUUGAACAGUUGGAGCUUAUAGCAUAACUAAAAGGUCACAAUGAGCCGUCUCUGUAUCCUCGCAGCGAUUCUGCUCGGUGUCGCAUACACCAAUGCGGUUCCGGCACCCUCGGGAAGUGCUGUGCCCAGUAACAAACAGCCGCAAGUGUCCCCGAAAAAUCCCAGCAAUACACCGCAGAACACGCGCCGUAAGAUACAGCCCAUGCACGGAGGAGCACUAGAUAUGCCGGAUGAAGAGAAAAAGAAGCAUCCCCAAUUCAAGAAACAUUCGCACGGAAAGAACCGAGCCGUUGUUAAUAUUCCCGACUGUUUUGAUGCCCGCACACGGUGGCCAGACUGUCAGAGUAUCAAAGAAAUCCGCCAACAAGGACAAUGCAACACGUGCUGGGCUGUGUCAUCUUCCAGCGUGAUAUCCGAUCGGCUGUGUAUCGCAUCCGGACAGUCUGACCAGACGUAUGUGUCAGCGCUGCAAUUGGCGGCAUGCUACAGACCGGAGGAAACCCCACUGCAAAUCUGCAAGAACCCAUACUACACCGAGAGAGCGUACCAGAAUGCGGCCAUCAAAGGGUACAUUACGGGCGGCGGCUCCGCCAGUGUGGGAUGUGCACCGUAUCCGGACUUAUCGGAGUCGGCACCUCUUAACUGCCCAUCGGACUGCACGAAUCCUGAUUACAAUCCGACAACGGUUGCCGAUGAUUUCCAUACAAAUGAUGACUCGUACUGGGUGCACAGUUUAAAGGACGCCAAAAACCAAACAGAAAUUGACGAGAUCGUGAAAGACAUUCAGAUUGAAAUCAUGACCAAUGGUCCGGUUACCGCCGGGAUCGAGGACUGGAGUGACUGGCAGGACUGGAAACCUACUCAAGGAGCCUAUCGCGGACCAGGCGACGGGGCAACCAAACUGGGCGGCCACGCCAUCCGCAUCAUCGGCUGGUGCUCGGAUUCCAACGGAGUUCCCUACUGGACCAUUGCCAACUCCUGGGGGGUGGAGAACGGCGAUCAGGGAGUCUACUGGAUCGAACGGGGAAAGAACGCCGUCAACAUUGAAAGCGAUUUCAGUGCUGCUGUCAUCAACGUGGCCGGCAGCUGCCCGAGCUCCUUCUGUUCAUCCGGUAUCGAUCAGAUCGUGCGUCUCGACAGUUCGGAUAUGAAUUCCCAAACUUACGCUUUUAGCGGUGAUUGUACCGUGGAAGUGCAGAUCGAUGCGAAUGGUCAAGUAGGUCAGGUCGGUAAUCCCGUUCCCAUUGGUAAAGUUUUCCUGGAUGCCCCAUCUGGACCCAUUGUGGGAUGGGACAAAGGAGACAAAGGCAAUGAUGUCUGGCUGAAAAAUCCAACGGGAUCUGGCGAUUGCACGAUUGUCAGCGGUGCCACCAAGUACAACUGUGUCAACUUCAAUUCCUUUGGAGGGGCCAACAUCCAGACGAUGCUCAACAGCGAUACUUAUACCUAUGAUGCCACCGACAGUCCGACAUGGUUAUUUAAGAAUGGCAAAGGAAUCGACAUUACUUCCUUCCAGUCCCAGUUCGGCAGCAUCAAGACCAUAUUGAGCCUGAGCAGCGGUAAUAUCCUGGUUUGCGGUACCGAUACAUCUAGCAAUCCAGUGUGUGGAACCAUGGACACUUCCGGCAACACGGUGAACGCACCGGCUCAACUCGCUUGUCCGUAAACCAGGAAUGUUGCAUGGAAAACCUUGCGCUCCAUUAAUACUGCAAUCUAUAAAGCGCGGUAGACCGACAAUUGAUGGAUUAUUUUCCUUUGCAUUUGUAGUAAGAAUCAUAAUUGUUCGGUUGUUUUCUUAUCGAAAAAACCUACAACCAUCUGGUAUAUCAAAUGAAAUAUUUUGUUAUCGGAACAAACUGCUCAUUUGAAAACGAAUAAUGUUUUGACUCCGCACAAUUCCUUGAUGUUUAUUUCAUAUGUGCUAAUGAAACAUUAAAUUACCGGGAU
Molecule: messenger RNA, 1971 nt
Organism: Paramacrobiotus metropolitanus
Lineage: Eukaryota; Metazoa; Tardigrada; Eutardigrada; Parachela; Macrobiotidae
Exons: 10
Coding region: 65-1690 (541 amino acids)
Cellular component (GO): lysosome
Molecular function (GO): cysteine-type endopeptidase activity
Source: RefSeq, a predicted model, not a curated record